AUGGCAAGCCAGAACUCCAACCCCAACGCAGACCCCGUCUUCUUCGGUGGUAUAGAAGUCGACAUCACUCAGUUCGAUUUCAGCGACCAUACUUCGAAGGUCAACAGUCUUACGAUAACAUGCGCAGUCUUCAUCGCUCUGGUGGUAUUGACUGUUGGUCUCCGCCUCUUCGCAAGAGCGAAAUACGUCGGCCAUAUCUUCAUAGACGAUUUCCUUAUCAUUUGCGCCGCCAUCUUCACUGUUGCUCUGGCUGCAGUGUGUAUCGCUGCAACCCAAUAUGGCCUCGGGCGACACAUUUGGCUCCUACCCAUGUUGACACUCUUCGACACUUUGAAGGACUGUAUAUUGUAUCUCUUCAUCUGUCAAAUCCUAUACGCCUUUGCUAUUGCGUUGACGAAGAUCGCCAUCAUAUCGUCGUACCUGCGUUUCAUCCACGACAAGACCUUCCGCAUCUGGAUGUACGCGAUAUCUGUGUGCAUCGUCGGUCUAUGGAUUUCGGGAAUCUUCGUCACCAUCUUCCAAUGCCGUCCGGUCCAAGGAGCGUGGGACUUCACCCUCGAACCAGUGUGCGUCGACUACGUCACCUAUCUAUACGCCAGCUCCGCCGUUAAUGUCGCGACGGAUCUUCUCCUUUGCGCGCUACCUAUCCCUCAUAUCUGGAGGCUGAACAUGCCAAAGAGGCAACGAAUCGUCCUAUGUGUGCUACUCGCAGGAGGCGCAAGGUAUGUGUAG
Molecule: messenger RNA, 732 nt
Organism: Alternaria triticimaculans
Lineage: Eukaryota; Fungi; Ascomycota; Dothideomycetes; Pleosporales; Pleosporaceae
Exons: 5
Coding region: 1-732 (243 amino acids)
Source: RefSeq, a predicted model, not a curated record